Messenger RNA from Mugil cephalus (flathead mullet), 1015 nucleotides. RefSeq names its product TAF12 RNA polymerase II, TATA box binding protein (TBP)-associated factor (gene taf12). The coding region runs from base 312 to 713 and encodes 133 amino acids. The record is from RefSeq and is a predicted model, not a curated record. Gene Ontology annotation, molecular function: TBP-class protein binding; DNA binding; protein heterodimerization activity. NCBI's taxonomy places the organism in Eukaryota, Metazoa, Chordata, Actinopteri, Mugiliformes, Mugilidae. Gene Ontology annotation, biological process: RNA polymerase II preinitiation complex assembly; DNA-templated transcription initiation. The transcript is spliced from 6 exons. Gene Ontology annotation, cellular component: SAGA complex; SLIK (SAGA-like) complex; transcription factor TFIID complex.
UUGCCACAGGAAGCAGAAAAACAAACAAAGCGGAAGUGCUGAAAAAAUUACCUCGCUAACAGUUUUAGCAGCGGAGCGGCAAACUGGGUCUUUCCGUGUCAAACUCGAUUGCUGUUAUCGUAUCGCCGCCGAAACAUGGACAGAUAGUGUUUGCUUCACUGGGUUUACAUCCGUGGUGCCUGUAGAAAGAUCUGCCACAUCUGUGCCCAACUCAGACGGCCUCUCAGGACUCAUUCAGGCACAGACGAACACAACACUUCUCACAGCUUUGAUACUCCAGAGUUCUUGUGCUUUUACCUGCGGCUACCAGCAUGGCCAACAGCACCGCAGCAACAGUAGUAGUGAAGGGUAUGCCCACGGUGAUUGCGGGCAGGAGUAGUCCAGAGGGAUCUCAGGUGCUCAGUAAGAAGAAGCUGCAAGACCUGGUGAGAGAGAUUGAUCCAAAUGAGCAACUGGAUGAGGAUGUUGAGGAGAUGCUGCUACAGAUUGCAGAUGAUUUUAUAGAAAGUGUAGUGACAGCAGCCUGUCAACUGGCACGCCAUCGCAAGUCCAACACCUUGGAGGUGAAGGAUGUUCAAUUACAUCUAGAGCGACAGUGGAACAUGUGGAUUCCUGGUUAUGGCUCAGAUGAGAUCCGGCCGUUCAAGAAGGCUUGCACCACAGAGGCCCACAAACAGAGAAUGGCACUGAUCCGCAAGACAACCAAAAAGUAGCAAGAAUCAUGUCGUACCCACUCUGUGUAUUCCCUUUUUGUUUAGUUUGUUGUUGUUUUAUUUUCAAUUGGGGUUUUUUUUUUUUCUUUGACUAAUGAAGAAAAUGGUUCUGGUGUGGCUGUUUCUGUUUUUGACAUUAGAUCAGAUUUCAUUGUCAUGUCUCCCUAACAUUUGAGUGUUUUGCCAGAACCGUCACUCAGUAAUAGUAUUUGUAUGUCUGAUUUUGGUUUGUUGCCAUUAAGCUAAGUCUGGCAGAACAUUACGUUUUUAUCAAUAAACAUUACUGGAGUACUUCUUCUGAA